AUGAUCGUGAAAAAGGAACCGUGGCCGAAACAUCACGCUUUUGCUCGACUCACUGCUCACAUUGACUUAGAAGGAGUCAUUCGAGUAGGAGGUAGACUCGAGAAUUCAUCACUCACCCAAGAGAACAAACAUCCUGCAAUACUACCUCGCUCAUCAGAACUCACAAAACUCAUCAUCUCCGAUGCUCAUCAACGAACUCUACAUGGUGGCACUCAUGUUACGCUUGCAUUCAUAAGGCAACAAUUUUGGAUCCUCGGCGGUAAACAACCAGUGCGCUCAUACAUUUACAAGUGCAUUCCAUGCGCUCGUCAACGUGCUCAGAGAGCUCAUCAACUCAUGGGACAACUCCCAGAACCACGAGUGACUCCAUCACCUGCAUUCACCCAUACUGGUGUCGACUAUGCCGGUCCAAUAACACUCAAGACCUGGAAAGGUAGAGGAGCAAAUACAAGUAAAGGUUGGAUCUGUGCCUUUGUUUGCUUAGCCACAUCAGCUGUGCAUCUGGAAGCUGUUAUAGACUACUCUUCCGAAGGAUUUAUCGCUGCCUUUCGACGGUUCAUCGGUCGACGAGGGCUCCGUUGCAUUCUUUCUAGCGACUGUGGGACAAAUUUUCUCGGAGCUGCGACAGAAAUCACUCAUCUCUUUACUCAAGGCACUCAAGAAUUCACCAAACUAAUGCAUUCAUUUAAUAACGACAGAAUCACGUGGAAAUUCAUUCUACCCUCAGCCCCACACAUGGGAGGAAAGUGGGAGGCUGUUGUAAAACUCAUCAAAACUUAUUUUAGUAAAACAAUUAGAGAUAUACAAGUGGAAGCAGUAUUGAACUCCAGGCCAUUGGAAAAACUCACUGAAGAUCCAGACGAUCUUGCUGCACUCACUCCAGGUCAUUUCCUAAUAGGAAGACCGCUCAACACGCUAUCAGAACCAUCCUUAAGGGACAUAAAUCCAACCAGACUCAAGACUUAUCAACUCAUUCAGCAGAAGCUUCAAGACUUCUGGACUGAAUGGAGCUCAAGUUAUCUCCAGGAACAGCAAUCAAUUAGUAAAUGGCAAACUAAGGCCAAAAACAUCAACGUUGGUUCAUUAGCACUCAUCAUCGACGAUCGGUUCCCUCCGACCAAAUGGCCACUCGCACUCAUCAUCGACUUACAUUCUGGCAAGGAUGGGCUCACCAGGGUCGUAACAGUCAAAACAGCUACGACUGUCCUCAAACGUCCGAUCACCAAACUGGCGAUACUCCCGUUGGAGCUCGACGACCCUGCAUCAACAUCACAGCACUUAACCCCACCUCCAACAACGAAAUAA
Chelonus insularis is the source of this 1305-nucleotide messenger RNA. RefSeq lists its product as uncharacterized. NCBI's taxonomy places the organism in Eukaryota, Metazoa, Arthropoda, Insecta, Hymenoptera, Braconidae. Gene Ontology annotation, molecular function: nucleic acid binding. The transcript has a single exon. The record is from RefSeq and is a predicted model, not a curated record. Bases 1 to 1305 code for a protein of 434 amino acids.